CUUCUGCAUUGAGCUUGAUAACGAUCGUUUGAAUCGGGUGGAUCAAUCCUUGGCAUGAUGUGGUAAAAUGCAGAUAUUUUUCCCCCCACAAAAUGUUGAUCAAAAUAUCUUGCUGAAUGAUUUUUCAGGGCAGUAGCUUAGAUAAGCCUCAGCGAGAGUGACAGUUACUGGGUCAGGACACCUGAACCGGGCUUUGCCGCUCAGUAGUGUUGUCUUACAGAGGCCUCCAUGUUGCCAAGCAGCGACUGAUAACAUUGCCGGUGAGAUCAGGUUGAACCAGCGACCAUCCGACCUCAUGGACGGCCUCGCUUCUAUGUGAGUCAGGCGGUUGCUUCAGUUCGCUCGUGAGAGAGGAAUAUGGACCUCAGAGGCGAGCGUUUGAUUGUUUAGAGGGAUGUUUAGGAAGAUCGCCCAUGCGUUCCGUUCCAAUCAUCACUGGGAAAGAGAGCGAGAUGAGUUCGGGCCGGAGUACCACAGCGCCUGCACAGUCAAGCUGGUCCGCAGCACCUCCGUGCUGGUUGUGGGAGAGAGGACGCGGUCUUGUGAAGGCGCCACGUUGAAACGAAGCAAGAGCACCCUGAGUGUGGAAUCCACUUUGUACUACUACCACAGGCAAGAGGACCGCGUGUGGCUUCACUCCCACGAGCAGAACUGUCUGGAGUAUCUGCGAGCGCUGGUGGCUCUGCGGCGGCGCUACACAAAGAGUGUGAGCGACUUGAACAAUGCCGACGUCAAAGCCGCGGUGUCCUCCGAGAAGAACGAGCCGCUUCCGGCACGGCCAAAAAACACAGUCUCUCGAGCCACUCCCUCGGCACCGCCCGUGCCCACCGUGGAAGACACGCUGCAAUUUCUAGAUGAGGUGAUUGCGAGCUGUGACAGUGAACCUCAGCGUAAACCUUACUUGGAUGACGGCCAUGACGACGUGGACUUUAUAGUGGCAUCUAGCUCAGCAGAACAUGACCUCCACUCCAACUGGGUCUUGAGGGUUCCUCGGGUGGUAGGUGACACCAACAGUCAGCAGGAGGAGGUUCAUGUCCAUGCCAACAAAAAAAAACUCCAGAAAAACAAGAGCGGGUCAACCAGCAGUAGGUUGCGCCUGCAGAGGAACCCCAUCCAUUUGCCCAAAGUGGUGGAGAGCGCCCUGCAGACACUUCGCUUCAAGUCCAAAAAGUCCUGAAAUUGCUCAAGACAAUUAGGAUUGACACUCAUUUGAAUGGUAAGAGAACGUUUUCUUUUUAAAUGAACUCAAGUGCCGGCGCCAUCGCGGAAAACUGUUACUAGUAGAAUGGAACUCGGACCAAAUAUUAACGUCUGACUUGUUUGAUUGUUGGUGGCCGUAUUGAGCAUAAAAAAAAACAGACGGUGUCACAGUAGCAACUUCACAGCUCCCUCUGCUGGAUGCAGUGGGUUAUUAGUUCAUGUAGCGCCAAUGCAAGUUGUAACCAUUUUUAAUAUUCUAAGACAAGGCGGACACUCAAAAUUCGAUUUGACUCUGUGACAAUAAUGUAUUUCAGGGGCCAUUUGGUAAAAAAAAAAAAUGUACCGU
Molecule: messenger RNA, 1546 nt
Organism: Hippocampus comes (tiger tail seahorse)
Lineage: Eukaryota; Metazoa; Chordata; Actinopteri; Syngnathiformes; Syngnathidae
Gene: c9h13orf42
Product: chromosome 9 C13orf42 homolog
Exons: 3
Coding region: 395-1177 (260 amino acids)
Source: RefSeq, a predicted model, not a curated record